GCUAUACAAUUGGACGAUCGUGUGUGGUUCAAUUUCCGGAUGGCAGGUGCCAGCGGCCAGCCAAUAACAGCAUCAUUAACACUUUGCAGGGGAAUAGCUUUAGAAUCUGUCAGUCUGGACACGCCAUGGUUGGUUCGAGGUUGCUCUGGUGGCUCUGCCAGUUGACACUCAUAGUUGCCAGCUCGUCCAGCAAAACGCGUAUAGUGGGUGGACAAGAAACAACGAUAGCACAGGUUCCAUACCUGGUCUACCUGCGUCAGAGUGGCUAUUUCAUCUGCGGUGGAUCCCUGAUCUCGGCCAGCGUGGUGCUUAGUGCCGCACAUUGCGUUUAUGGAUCUCAGCCAGAGGAUUACACCAUCCAUGCCGGCGCCAGUCGUUUGGAUGAGAAUGCUCCUGUGGUUCGCAGCGUAACCAUGUUUCACAUUUCGCCCAGCUACUCUUCCACCAACUUUGACAUGGACGUGGCUUUGUUGCAACUGCAGGAGCCUGUUUCCUUGAUUACAGGACAAGUGGCCGUCAUUAGUCCUUGUCGCCAUCCGCCGGAGGGUAAUGCCUAUGCCAGGAUCAGUGGUUGGGGCGUAACCCGCGAGAACAAUCGCGAUCCCGCCGAGCAAGUCCGUACGACUAUGGUGCGGGUUCUUUCGGCUGCAGAGUGCCAAAUCUCGUAUGCCGCAGUGGCCAAGCUAAGUGAUUCCAUGCUCUGUGCCGCCGUUCGAGGUUUAAGGGACUCCUGCUCCGGCGAUUCCGGAGGUCCUUUGGUCUACCGCGGUCAAGUUUGUGGCAUUGUCUCCUGGGGAUUCGGCUGUGCCCGUCCAGCGUUUCCAGGUGUUUACACCAGUGUGGCUAGUGGAAGGGUUUAUUCCUUUAUAGAACAAACACUAAGGAGGAUUCAAAACUAACACUGCUGAGCAUGAAUGAUCAAUGGCGCCUUUAAAUCCCU
Molecule: messenger RNA, 940 nt
Organism: Drosophila elegans
Lineage: Eukaryota; Metazoa; Arthropoda; Insecta; Diptera; Drosophilidae
Product: seminase
Exons: 1
Coding region: 126-899 (257 amino acids)
Biological process (GO): proteolysis
Molecular function (GO): serine-type endopeptidase activity
Source: RefSeq, a predicted model, not a curated record